AUGGAAACGGGGAGUGCAGCCAGGACAAACGGCACCGCCAGCAAGCCCGAGGACGUGAAGAGCCCAACUACCCCCAAAAAAGAAGAGGAGGCCAAGAAGGCCACGAGCCCUGGCGGAGGCGAGAAAGAAGCUAUAAAAGGCACGGGCGGCGCUGCGUUGGAGACAGGGCAGAUCAAGAGCUCCCUCUUCUCUGGGAGUGACUGGAAGAGGCCCAUCAUUCAGUUUGUGGAGUCAUCCGACGAGAAGAGGUCAACCUACUUCAGCAUGGACUCGGCCGACUCCAAGAAGAUGCAGUUCAACAGCGGCCAGAUCGGAGACAUGAGGAGACCAGGCCUCAACUUCCCGGAGAAGGGAGACCUCAGGAAGUCCCUGUUCUCCUUGGAUUCCAAAAAGAGCUUCCUGCCCGCUGACGGGGAAGGGAGGAAGUCCCUGUUCUCUGCGGGGGACCUGAAGAAAUCCUCCCUGCCGCUGGUGGAGACGGGGGACCUGAGGAGACCCUUCAACAAGGCCGAGCGCGCGGCGGGCUCGCGGCCCCGCGUGAAGCUGGAGGACGUUCUCUGCGACUCCUGCAUCGACAACAAGCAGAAGGCUGUCAAGUCCUGCCUGGUGUGCCAGGCCUCCUUCUGCGAGCUGCACCUCAAGCCCCACCUGGAGGGAGCGGCGUUCCGGGACCACCAGCUGCUGGACCCCAUCAGGGACUUCGAGGCCAGAAAGUGCCCCGUGCAUGGCAAGACCAUGGAGCUGUUCUGCCAGACAGACCAGAUGUGCAUCUGCUACCUCUGCAUGUUCCAGGAGCACAAGAACCACAGCACGGUGACAGUGGAGAUCGAGAAGGCGGGCAAAGAGACCGAGCUGUCUCUGCAGAAGGAGCAGCUGCAGCUGAAGAUCAUCGAGGUGGAGGAUGAGGUGGACAAGUGGCAGAAGGAGAGGGACCGCAUCAAGAAUUACACCACCAACGAGAAAGCCACGGUGGACCAGCACUUCAAGGAGCUGAUCCGUGACCUGGAGAGGCAGAGGGAUGAGGUGAAGGCUGCCCUGGACCAGAGGGAGAAGAUUGCCUCGGAGAACGUGAAGGAAAUCGUGGAUGAGCUGGAGGAGAGGGCGAAGCUGCUGCGGGAGGACAAGGAGAACAGGGAGCAGAUCCACCAGAUCAGCGACUCCGUGCUCUUCCUGCAGGAAUUUGGGGCUCUGAUGAGGAAUUAUGUGCCCCCUCCAUCCCUCCCAACCUACAGCGUGCUGCUGGAAGGGGAGAGCAUGAGCCCAUCCAUGGGGCUGCUCAGGGAUGAUCUCCUCAACGUCUGCAUGAGGCACGUGGAGAAGAUCUGCAAGGCAGACCUGGGCCGCAACUUCAUCGAGAGGAACCACAUGGAGAAUGGAGGGGAUCACCGGUUCAUGAUGAACAACUACGAGUGGAACCAGCCUGACAACCUGAAGAGAUUCUCCAUGUUCCUGUCUCCCAAAGCCAAUUUCAACCCACGGUCAUGGGAAUUUUCCUCCUUCCAAGCGACCGAGGAAACACUUGUAGGCAAUGGCACUAAGCUGCCUUUUCAGUUCUCCUCGGUGGGACAGAAUCCGCCCGGUGACUUCAGCAAACAGUCUGAUGGGAGCCUCUUCACUAAGACCGCCUACCCUUCCAUAGUGAGGCACCAGUCUGCAAAGGUGACGCCACAGACGUGGAAAUCCUCCUCCAAGCAGUCUGUAUUGUCCCAUUAUCGGCCCUUCUACGUCAACAAAGGCAACGGAGCCACCUCCAACGAGGCGCCCUGAGCUGCUGCGUGCGAGGAGAGCUCAGCGGAGGGAUUGUCGCAGAUGUCCCCGCUCCUGCCCACCCUGCUGCUCCCCCGGGCAGGGCAGGCAUGGCCCUGCCCUCAGCACACCAGGACUUCUCCCUCCCUGUCCCCUCCUUGUCACCCCCAGCUGCUCUGCCCCUCUGCGAAUUGUGGAUGCUUGGGUGGCACCCCCUGCUAGGCAGCUGUCCCUUUGUCCCCAGAGCUCUUAAACCCUGCUGGAUGCCCCAAAGCUCUUCCCAGGCUCCAGAUUUCCUCUCCACCCUUGUGUCACAUCCCCUGGUGGCAUCAGAGUCCCGUAAGCUCAGCUCUGCUCCUCACCUGCCCAAAAUCUCAGUAGGAUUUUCCCAGAGCUGGAAUUGUGUCACCACCCCCUGCUAGGCAGCUGUCCCCUUGUCCCCAGACCUGUCAAACCCUGCUGGACACCCUAAAACCCUUCCCAGGCUCCAGAUUUCCUCUCCACCCUUGUGUCACAUCCCCUGGUGGCAUCAGGGUGCUCCAUCAGCUCAGCUCUGCUCCUCAUCUCCCAGAAAAACCCCAGCGGGAUUUUCCUAGAGAUGUGGAAUGUGGCACCCCUGCUAGGCAGCUGUCCCCUUGUCCCCAGACCUGUCAAACCCUGCUGGACACCCUAAAACCCUUCCCAGGCUCCAGAUUUCCUCUCCAUGCUGGGGUCACAUCCCCUGAUGGCGUCGGCGUCCUCCAAGCUCAGUUCUGCUCCUCAUCUCCCAAAAAAACCCAGCAGGAUUUACCCAGAGCUGGAACUGUGUCACCCCUGCUAGGCAGCUGUCCCCUUGUCCCCAGAGCUGGACACUCCAAAGCUCUUCCCAAGCUCCAGAUUUUCCUCUCCAUGGUGGGGUCACAUCCCCUGGUGAGAUGGGACCUCCAUCAGCUCAGCUCUGCUCCUCAUAUCCCAAAAACCUCAGCAGGAUUUUCCCAGAGCUGGAAUUGUGUCACCCCUGCUAGGCAGCUGUCCCCUUGUCCCCAGACCUGUCAAACCCUGCUGGAUGCCCCAAAGCUCUUCCCAGGCUCCAGAUUUCCUCUCCAUGCUUGUGUCACAUCCCCUGGUGGCACCUCAUGUCCCCAGAGUCCUCCAUCAGCUCAGUUCUGUUCCCCAUCUGCCAAAACCCCCCAGCAGGAUUUUCCCAGAGCUGGGAAUUGUGGCACCUCAUGUCCCCAAGGUCCUCCAUCAGCUCAGCCCUGCUCCUCAUAUCCCAAAAAACCCCAUCAGGAUUUUUCCAGAGCUGAGGAAUUUGGCACCCCCUGCUAGGCAGCUGUCCCCUUGUCCCCAGAGCUGUCAAACCCUUCUGGAUAACCCAAAGCCCUUCCCUCUCCACCCUGGGGACACUCAUCUCCUGCUUGUGUCACAUCCCCUGGUGGCAUCUCAUGUCCCCAGGGUCCCCAAGCUCAGUUUUGCUCCUCACCUCCCCAAAAACCCCACCAGGAUUUUCCCAGAGCUGCUGGAGGUUUCCCAGCCCGUUCAAGUGCCCCUCCAGCCACUUUUUGGAAUUAAGAAAUAAAAAGCAAAUCCAUCCUAGUGAUACAAGAUUGAUUAGAUGCCAUAGGUGCUGGGUGCUUUUCUAGCUUGUGGUGGUUUUUCUUAAUUCCCUUAAACCAAAAUUGAUUUAUAUGCUGUAGUUCAUGUAUUUUAUAUAUUUUUUUUCCCUGCAGUGAGAAUUACUGCUACAGCUUUUUUUUUUGCUCAGGAUAAUAUUUUUAAUAUUUGCCCCCUGGACAGAUGGAUCACAUCCAGGGCUGGAGAACCAUUCCAUGAUCUCCCUGAGGGGAUUUUCCCUCUCCAUGGACAAGCUGAGGGGUUCAGUCCAUGCAGUGCAGGGGGAGAAAUGGAAAUAAGAGCCCUCAAAUGCUGAAAACCAAGACCCAACAGCUCCUUUUCACAAUUUGCUCUAUUCAAGCAGCUUUGGAAUGGCUUCCCCCCACUUUUCCCUGCUUGCAGCCCCUUGCUGAGGGAGGUCCCACCUCAAAACUCCUUCCUGGCUCAUCCCUUUGCAAAGAUACCCUGGCUUUUAACCCGCACCUCACCCAAAGCUCCUGGGGCUGAAUGUUGGUUGUCCAGAGCACUUAAAAUGUCACUUUAUGAUGAUUUUUAAUUUUUUUUCCCCCAUAAAGACCAGAGGGGGAAUGGGCAGGCAUGGUGAGGCAGGAUGUGACAAAAAGGAUGUGAAAAAUGGGAUGGAAUUGCUGGGAAAAGCACUGAGGGCUUUGAGGAUGUGUGUGAGAUGACAAAAUCAGCCCCCUCCAGGUCUCACUGUUUUGCCAUUGAGCAAGUCCAGUAAAACCUUGCACCACCUCCUUUUUAUGCUCCAAAACAUGGAAAUAUUUUCCUUUCCCUCCUCAGCUUGGAUGUUAAAUCCCCCCCACCCCUGUGUGGUGCCAGCUGGACCCUGCUGAGGCCACCCCUGUCCCCUCCUUGCUCCCCUUGCCCUCCCAGCCCAAAUUCCCACAGGAAUGGAGCUGCUCCCUGCUUGCCCCAGCCCUGGAGACACCAGAACCCCCCUGGGAUCCCCAUUUCCCCCCCCAGGAUGGGGCUCAGGGGGUUCUGGAACCUUCCCUGUGCUUCUCAAGGGGUUCCAGCCAGGCUUUGGGGUGUGCAGGAACUGUUUGGGUCCAGUCUUGGUCAGCAAAGCCCCAGGGAUUAUGAUGAUGAUGAUGGUGGUGAUGAUGAUGAUGGUGAUUCCUCCUCAGGACAGGUGAUGUAAACGAGGCCCCUCACGUGUGCACCACGCUGCAGAAAUAAAAAAUAAAGGAGAAA
Messenger RNA from Zonotrichia leucophrys gambelii, 4557 nucleotides. It is a transcript of the gene TRIM29, whose product is annotated as tripartite motif containing 29. Lineage: Eukaryota; Metazoa; Chordata; Aves; Passeriformes; Passerellidae. The coding region runs from base 1 to 1767 and encodes 588 amino acids. Gene Ontology annotation, molecular function: zinc ion binding. The transcript has 10 exons. The record is from RefSeq and is a predicted model, not a curated record.